CAUGAUCGUGACGUCACCCCUAUUCUAACAUCUCCGUGGCUGUGUCCUUGCCGGGGAGAAACAUGGCGCCUGCCGUACUGAGACUUGUCAAAUUUACCACAAAAGCUGUGCUAGCUGGAGGAGCUGUCUAUGUAGCGUAUGACUAUGGACUUCUAGGAAGUGGUAAUCGGGGAGAAGAAGCCUUGAAAAAGACUACAGCGGCUGUGCCUCCUGCUGUUCACGAAUGGGCAGACUACUUUGGUUUGCAGCUUCCAUCUACACCAAAGCUUGACUUUUCUCUCUGCGAGUCAUGGAACUGGGGGGUGCAGAAGUCUGUGUCUGCUCUCUCAUCUGCACCAACCAAAGUUUGUGAGUACACAGCAGACAGCUGGAAGUAUGUAAAAGACUUGGUGAAGUGAUUCCUGUGUAUAUAAGAAAAAAAAAUAAACAUUAUUUAUAC
Molecule: messenger RNA, 439 nt
Organism: Nanorana parkeri
Lineage: Eukaryota; Metazoa; Chordata; Amphibia; Anura; Dicroglossidae
Gene: MICOS13
Product: chromosome unknown C19orf70 homolog
Exons: 4
Coding region: 63-398 (111 amino acids)
Biological process (GO): cristae formation
Cellular component (GO): MICOS complex; mitochondrial crista junction
Source: RefSeq, a predicted model, not a curated record